Aspergillus heteromorphus CBS 117.55 is the source of this 1364-nucleotide messenger RNA. RefSeq names its product AMP-activated serine/threonine-protein kinase regulatory subunit SNF4 (gene snf4). The transcript is spliced from 6 exons. Bases 1 to 930 code for a protein of 309 amino acids. NCBI's taxonomy places the organism in Eukaryota, Fungi, Ascomycota, Eurotiomycetes, Eurotiales, Aspergillaceae. The record is from RefSeq and is a predicted model, not a curated record.
AUGGACGCCAUUCGCAACUUCCUCAAAGUCCGUACCAGCUACGACGUCCUCCCACUUAGUUUCCGGCUCAUCAUCUUCGAUACGUCGUUGUCCGUCAAGGAGAGCUUGAAUAUCCUGAUACAGAAUGGCAUCGUUUCAGCUCCCCUGUGGGAUUCCAGCUCCUCGACCUUUGCCGGUCUCCUGACCACGUCCGAUUACAUCAAUGUCAUCCAAUACUAUUUCCAGAAUCCCGCCGCCUUGGACCAGAUCGAUCAAUUCCGGCUCGAUAGUCUCCGAGAGGUGGAAAAGGCGCUGGGCGUUGCGCCCCCCGAAACGAUAUCCAUCGACCCGCAGCGACCGCUCUACGAGGCCUGUCGGCGCAUGCUGGAGUCUCGGGCCAGGAGGAUCCCGUUGGUCACCCAUGACAGCCAAACGGACCGGGCCCAUGUGCUCAGCGUCGUCACCCAAUACCGCAUUCUGAAAUUUGUCGCCGUCAAUGUCAGCGAUACCCAGAAACUGCGAAAGCCUCUAGGUGAACUCUUGCUCGGCUCGUAUCACGACGUGGCGACUGCGUCGAUGGACACACCUGUUAUCGAUGUGAUCCACAUCCUCGUGGAGCGGAGCAUAUCUAGCGUUCCCAUCCUAAACUCCGAAGGUGUUGUCUACAACGUCUUCGAGUCGGUGGACGUGAUCACACUGAUCAAGGGCGGUGUUUAUGACGACUUGAGCCUCACAGUGGGCGAGGCACUGAAGAAGCGGUCUCCGGAUUUCCCCGGUAUCUACACAUGCUCCCUGAACGAUGGUCUGGAUACCAUCUUCGACACGAUUCGCAAGUCUCGCGUGCACCGCCUGGUCGUGGUGGAUGAGAACUUCCGCCUCAAGGGUGUCCUGACUCUGAGUGAUAUCCUACAGUAUAUCCUCCUGGAGGGCGAGACUGACGAGCUGUCAUGAUCAAUGCAUUUAUUCCUUGCGCUUGGUGCGCUGCUACGUAUACUCACUUGCAUCGGAUGGCGUUCUCACCUGCUAGCAUCGGCCCCGAAGCCUCGCGCGGUUUCGGCGGCCAUCGCUCGCCCAUGAUUCUUUUUCAGUGAUUAUUUUUUUCCCCUUUCACUUUCUAAUUCUCUUCUUUCUCACUUUGAUUAUCUAAACUCUUGGGCUCGAAUCUGUCUGUCUGGGUUUGCAAUGCAACUGCAAAAGUAGAAGGUCUGAUAUGAUAUGAUAUGGCGCGAUAGGUGCUUCAGUUUCUCAUUCGCUUGAGUAUGAGUACGCGUGUACACAAUAUAUACUUCAUCUAGUAGUAGCUGCGGAGCCAGUGCUGUUUCGGCUGGCGGUAGAUAGUGAUUGAUCGUGAUGUCGAACAGACAGGUUCUGGUGUCCAUACUGAU